Messenger RNA from Xyrauchen texanus (razorback sucker), 3456 nucleotides. RefSeq names its product filamin B, beta (actin binding protein 278) (gene flnbb). The record is from RefSeq and is a predicted model, not a curated record. Lineage: Eukaryota; Metazoa; Chordata; Actinopteri; Cypriniformes; Catostomidae. Gene Ontology annotation, biological process: actin cytoskeleton organization. Gene Ontology annotation, molecular function: actin filament binding.
AUGAUCUCACUUCUGGAGACUCUGAGCCAUAAAAGGAUGUUAAUAAAGUAUCACUCGCGACCCACUUUCAGACAGCUCAAGUCAGUCAAAGUGCAGGUUUGGGGAGUAACAGAAUACAUGUAAUGGGAUUACGUAUUUAAAAUACAAAUAGACAGUAAGGCCAUAGUGGAGGGGAAUAUGAAGCUAAUCCUGGGUCUAGUGUGGACCCUGACACAGCAUUACUCCAUCUCCACACCAGUGUGGCAGGAUGAGGCCAACUAUUCUGUAUCCAAACUGAUGCCAGAGAUGAGGUUUCUGGGAUGGAUCCAAAACAAAGUCCCUGAGCUGCCGAUCACUAACUUCAGCUAAGACUGACAGGAUGGCAAGGCACUGGGUGCACUAGUGGAUGGACUAGCACCAGGACUGCUGUCUAAUGGUUUAAGGGUAGGUCAGCUGGCUGAAUUUAAGGUGGACACCUGCAAGGCUGGGCCUGGAAAUCUGGAUGUCCAUAUCACAAUGAUGCAUCUGUCACACAAAAAGACAAACAUGGAGUACUAUACACCUUUUGAGUACAAACCCAAUGUUGAAGGUGAACAUACAGUGGACAUCACCUGGGUUAAUCAGCACAUUGCCAAGAUCCCAUGUAAGAUCUAUGAUGGUCCAGAAGCUGGUCCACAGAAGAUCCGAGCAUGGGGACCAGGACUGGAGUGAGGGACUGUGGGCUUGUGAGCUGAUUUCUUGGUGAAAUCUGUGGGUGCAGAUUCUGGUAUGCUAGGAUUUGCUAUUGAGGUUACUGUAUAUCUCAGGCAAAGAUCGAAUGAUGGAUCCUGUCUGGUGCAGUUCUGGCCAACUGAGGCAGGUGAGUAUGCUGUACAUGUGUUGUGUGAUGAUGAAGAGAUCCAGAACAGUCCCUUCAUGGCCUCCAUUAAACCCAAGAGGAAAAACUUCCACCCAGAAAAGGCAAAAGUACAUGACCCAGGUGUUGCCCAAACUAGCUGCAUAAUGAAUCCCCAAACCAAAUUCACUACAGAUACCAGCCAAGCUGGUGGAGGACUCAAAAUGUAUGCCCAGAGUGUCGAUGGAGAGAGUGUAAAUCUUACUGUUGCAUCUGAAGAAUUUGGCAUCUUUAUCUGCUCCUACACCCCUUCAUCUCUCUUCAAUCACACCAUUGCUGUGACUUGGGGAGGGGUCAUGGUCUCUGGCUGCCCUUUCAUUGUAAUACCUUGCAGGAUUAAGCUUUCACCAUGCAGUCCAGUCUGGUUUAAACCAGAUGUAUUGGAAAUCUAUUGCUCUGAUGAUGAUAAUAUAUACUUUGAUCAAGACUUUCCUGAUAACAUUCGUCCUGAUGGACAUGAAGGGCUGGAUAUGAAUGUAGUCAGCCCUUUAAACUUGCCUGCUGAUGCCACAAAGGCUCAUGGUCCAGGCCUAAAAUAAGUAUUGGUUUGAGAACAGGCAGAGUUUGUCAGGCAGUGGAAGCCUUUCAUAAGUGUGGAUGGACCCUGUAAAGUUACACUACGAUGUUAGGACAAUCAAUAUGGCACUUGUUCUCUUUACAUUCCCGCAGUGGAUGGGGCCUACAAAAUGAGCAUCCUUUUUGACAACUCUCACAUUGUUGGCUCCCCAUUCAAAACUGUUAUACAAAGGCCGCUCAACCCAUCUAAAGUGUUUGCAUCGGGUCCUGGUUUGAUUCAGGGGAAAGUUAGUGAUACUUGCAAAGUUAAUAUAGACUGUGCAAUGGCAGGAUCUGGAGAUCUUUCUGUGCUGGCUGUCUAUGACUCCGGAGCUGUUGUCCAAACUGAAGUGAAAGAGAAUAGAAAUGGCACCAACACUGUUGUUUAAGUACCUCUGAUUGCUGGCGUGUAUACGCUUCUGAAAAAUGGAGGCAAGGUAGUGCCCAAGUCUCCCUGUAAAGUUACCAUGUAUCCAAAGGUCUACAAAAGCCAAGUUAAAGUGAUAAAGCGAGCAAACCAGCUAUACCAGAUUGUGAGCCCAGCUAAGACCAACCAACCAACCUGCUUUGUAACCAACAAGCAAUGCAAGUCUAUGGGUCUGCUAUGUGAAAAUCGUAAGUUCAAAAAGACACUGAAGCACACUAAAGUAGUUUACAUUGAUCUUGAAAUGACAGUGGAGGGUCUGUCUGAGUCCAGAGUAACUUGCAAAGACAACAGUGAAGGGAUGUAUAAUGUGGAAUAUACUCCUUCAGUGCCUGGUCAUGCAAUUACCAUUACCUGUGGAGGGAAAAGUAUACCAUGUACUCCCAUACAGUUCCAAGCGCUGCCUAAUUGUGAAGGUAUUAGAAAGCCUGCCUCAACUCAUGGUUUGAAUAUGGCAGAGAUUAUUAUAUAUUUUAUCUGUCCUAAAACUCAGAAAACUUUCAUUAUAGGCUGCAGUAGUAAUGGAGAAUCACCAGAGACUUUUGCUUUGGUGAAACCUGAUGAUGAGGUGAUCACACCAUAUGAAAAGACAGUAGAGGCUGAGAUUAUUGAUCAAAGAGAUGGGGCCAUCAUUUUUAAGUUUGAUCCUUCAGAGGAAGGUCUUCAUUUACUCAUUAAAUCUACUGUAAAUAAUAAUUUGUUAACAGGUAUAUCAUUCUUCCCCAGAGAGGCAGGAGAGCACCUGGUCAGUAUCAUUAAGGAUUGAGAGCAUGUGAGCAACAGCCCUAUCUCUGGCUCUCUUCAGUCAGAGAUGAGAGAUACCAGCAAGGUGAAAGCCUCUGGACCAGGUUUACAUACAGGGCACAAGAGUCCGUUCACAGCUGUGGUAACGGACAGUGGGUUGAUAAGAGAAAAUGUCACGUACAGCCAGAAACCAGCCACCAUUUCCAGUAUUGGGAGUGAAUGCAGCUUAGCCUUCAAAAUCACAGGUGUCUUUAAUAUAUGGACAUGUGGAGCUGGUGCUCUGUCUGUCUCACUGAAAGGCCCUGGAAAGACUGAGCUGGUUGGUUCUUGCAUUGUGUCCUACACAGCUCAAGAACCUGGUAAAGAUGUAACUGAGGUGUCAAUCAUGUAUAAUGAGGAGCAUGUAUCAGAAAGCCCUUUCCACAUGUCAGUCAGUGCCAUUACAGAUGAGAAUCUCACACUGGGACAAAUGGAACAAAGUGUCACUUGUCAUAAUGUGAUGAGUAAUGGUAAUAGGGAGCCCUCGCAGCCAGGGAUGGAAAUAAACUUAACAUCUGACAGCAGUGCUGACCCAGUCUUUCUGUCUCAUGCUAGUAAAAUUAUCAGCCAUGGCCCAGGCCUGAGUAAGGGCUUUCUAGGACAGAAAAACAAAUUUUAUGUGGGCUGCAGUAAAGCUGGAAGAAAUCUUCUCUUUGUUGGCACGCACCCCAUGGUGCUCUGUGAGCGGGUGUCAGUGAUUCACAUGGGUGAACAUCAAUACAGGAUCAACCAUGCUGUCAAGAAAAGAGUACGCAUAUUAGCAGUGAAGUGGGGGGAUGAGCAUAUCCCAGGAUCUCCUUUCCAUAUCACAGUUAUAUGA